UGAACAUUCCCUUUGACUGAAUCCCUAAUUCAAGAACCAAGCAUCCCUUCUCAAUUUUUAUCGAUCUCAGUAUCUUCUUUCAUGGAAUUGAUGAAGAUUUUGGGGGAAACGAGCUUUUCAAAUUGAUGAUUAGCCUAUAUCUCGAUAUUUUACAAUUACCUACUCAUUCUUGAUCGAAUUCGUCGGAAUAAGCCGCCAUGGCUAUUCGGUUCACCGUCAACUACUCGGCGUCCGUCGCCUCCCACAUGACGGCUUCCUGCGCCGCCUCCGGCAAAUUCGUCGCAUCCCACUUCAUCGAUGACUGCAUACAACGCUCCCGCAUCUUUCAGCACUCUCCCGACUCCAAUUACUCCGACUUCCGCCGCACUAAAUGGAAGAGAAAUCCGAUCAGCCCUACUUCCGCCAAACUGGCCGGCGAGAUUCUGGGAGGAGAUUCCCAGUCGCCGCUGAUGGUCGGAUUAAUGUCGCUGGUGAUGCAGUCAAUGGGGACUUCUUCGACCUCAGGCGUUAUGAGUAUUUCGCCGCUGAAGGCGUCGUCGGCAAUUUCCUUUUUCCGGCUUUCUAAGUGGUUUCCAUGUAAUGAACCUUCUCUGGAUAGAGGAGGAACCUUCGCUUCCAGCAGCGGUGAAGCAGCAGUCACGGCAAAGAGUGUUGGUGGAUUGAAUGGAUUAGCGGCGGCCAGCGGUGAAGCAGCAGCCAAGGCAAAGAGUCUCGGUGGUUUGAAUGGAUUAGCGGCGGCCAGUGGUGAAGCAGCAGACAAGCCAAAGAGUCUCGGUGGUUUGAAUGGAUUAGCGGCGGAUGGCAGCGAUAUUGCUCGAAAUUUGGGCGUUUCACCGGAGACGAUUUCUGAUGGUGGUAGUAAUAGUUGGUUGUUCAAAUUGAAGAAUUUGGGCUUCACCUCGGAAGAUGCCAAGGCCACUUUUACUGCUUUAAGCAUUCGGAUUCUGUUUAAGUCAACUUUGGCCGAGCCUAGGUCUAUUCCCACCACUUCAAUGUGCCCUACCCUUGAUGUGGGUGAUCGGAUUCUAGCAGAAAAGGUCUCUUAUAUAUUCAAGAAGCCCGAAGUCUCAGAUAUUGUGAUUUUUAAAGCUCCUUCGAUUCUCCAGGAAAUUGGUUUUAGUUCGUCUGAUGUGUUCAUCAAAAGAAUUGUAGCAAAAGCUGGUGACUAUGUAGAGGUUCGUGAUGGGAAAUUGUUGGUAAAUGGAAUUGCUCAAAAUGAAGAAUUCAUAUUGGAACCUCUUCAGUAUGAAAUGGAUCCAGUGCUUGUACCAGAAGGCUAUGUGUUUGUGCUGGGAGACAAUAGGAAUAACAGCUUUGAUUCUCAUAACUGGGGUCCGUUGCCUAUUGAAAACAUUGUUGGUAGAUCAGUCUUCCGGUAUUGGCCUCCUUCUAAAGUUUCUGAUACAAUGUACGAUGCAUCUCAGAGGGGGAGUGCUGUUGCAUGUUCUUGAUGCGUUGCCUUCUGGUUUAUUCAGAUGGUUUAUCUAAUCUGUUCUUGUACACGCACAUAUCAGUACCAGUAAAAAUCUGCCAGAUAACGAGACUAGCAAGAGCCUUUGAAGAUGGCAACUGUCAAAUUUGUUCCAUUUCAACGGCUGCAUCGAUGGAUCUUCCUUUUGAAGAAUCAAUUGUUACAAAUGGCUGAUAUUAAUACAUGCUAAUAUUGUUUUAAUUUCAUUCAUCUAUUUUUGUGAACUUGUUGGAUUCUUAGUUUUUUUUAAUUCAUUUCCUAGUGUCUUAUAGAUAGCUCCUCCGUCAUGGGGUGAAGUCAUGAAUAAAAGUAGGGGCUCCUAACUAGCCCGCUACUAAGUGAACAAUGGAGAUAGUUUACAUGCUAUAUUUGUAACGUUUUAAGCUCUGUCUUAUAAAUCACUAUAGGAUCAAAGUUUGAGCUAUAUA
Salvia hispanica is the source of this 1899-nucleotide messenger RNA. RefSeq names its product thylakoidal processing peptidase 1, chloroplastic-like. The record is from RefSeq and is a predicted model, not a curated record. Gene Ontology annotation, cellular component: chloroplast thylakoid membrane. Gene Ontology annotation, molecular function: serine-type endopeptidase activity. Gene Ontology annotation, biological process: thylakoid membrane organization. Lineage: Eukaryota; Viridiplantae; Streptophyta; Magnoliopsida; Lamiales; Lamiaceae.